CUGGGCAAUUCUGCUAUGUUGCACAGUAUUUUUACACUGGAUUCAAAGAAUACGAUUACAGCGAUACAUAGUUGAAUGUUGGAGAAUUUCAAGAUGAAUAACUACUGCCACUGUGGGUCAGGCGCCAGUUCUCGAAUUUCCAAUUUUGUUAUAAGACUCGCCAUAAUCUACACGUUUGAGGUAGCUGUUGCCAUGAGCCAAUCUGUCAUGAUGGUCAACGACGCUCAGGGAGGUUUUGUUUAUAAAGAAUUCCAAGAUCCAGAAAGGGACCGUUUGCUUUAUGGACACUUCCCGCCCAAUUUCACGUGGGCAACCGCAACCGCGGCAUAUCAAGUAGAAGGAGCCUGGGACGAGGAUGGCAAAGGACCCAGUAUCUGGGACACAUACAGCCACCAAGAUGGCCGUAUAUAUAACAACCAUAACGGCGACGUCGCUUGUGAUAGUUAUCACAAAAUAAACGAAGAUGUUGAGAUGCUCAAAUCACUGAACGUUACGCACUAUCGCUUCUCAAUUUCUUGGCCGAGAGUCUUCCCAGAAGGUGUCCCUAGUAUGAAAAACAUGAACGAAAAGGGGAUGCAGUACUAUCAAGAUUUAGUUAAUGCGCUGAUAGCUGCCAACAUAGAACCCAUGGUAACCCUUUAUCAUUGGGAUCUCCCUCAAACAUUUCAAGAUACAGGCGGAUGGGAGAACGAUAUAGUCGCCGUAUAUUUUGCGCAGUAUGCAGACCUUUGCUUUAAGCAACUCGGCGACAGAGUUAAACUUUGGAUCACGUUUAAUGAACCGAAAGUAGUGGCGAGUGGUUAUGGGGGCGCUCGUAAAGCCCCGGGACUGGGACACCAGAGUACCGGCGUAUAUCGCGUUACGCAUAAUAUAUUGAAAGCACAUGCCAAAGCUUGGCACGUGUACGACGACAAAUAUAGAAAAAACCAAGGCGGGCAAGUUGGGAUUACUUUAAACUGCGAUUGGGCGAUUCCAGCUUCAGAAAGUGAAGCUGACCGCGACGCCGCAGAUCGAGCUCUUCAGUUCGGACUUGGGUGGUUUGCUCACCCAAUAUUCGUCGGUGACUACCCGGAUGUAAUGAAAAAGCAAGUGCUCGAGAAGAGCCGCGCACAGGGACUGACGUCAUCACGACUCCCUAUCUUCAACGAAGACGAAAUCAACACGAUUCGCGGAACUGCUGAUUUCCUUGGAUUGAAUCACUACACCAGUCAGAUGAUUGCCCACCACAAUUCCGAACUCAUGCCAUCGAGUUAUUCUUCUGAUCAAGACAUACUGGGAUGGCAUGAUGAGAACUGGCCCAAGUGUGGUGUAAGUUGGCUGAGACCAGUGCCUUGGGGGAUUCGACAGCUUUUAAAAUGGAUAAAGGAAGAAUACGGAGACCCUGCUGUAUUCAUCACGGAAAGUGGCAUUGCUGAGAAAAGUGACGUAGAACCUAUGCUGAACGACACUUGGAGAAUGCAGUACUACACAGCUUAUAUAAACGAAGUGUUGAAAGCUUACAUAUUGGAUGACGUAGAUGUGCGGGGAUACACAGCCUGGUCGCUGAUGGACAAUUUUGAAUGGGCGGAUGGAUACCUUUCGAGAUUCGGUCUCCAUUACGUGGACUUCAAUGACCCAGCACGGCCACGGACACCGAAAGCAUCCGCUGAAAUAUUUGCCGAUAUAGUCCGAAAUAACGGUUUUCCAAAUCCGCAAAUACUAUCAAAAUCUUCUAAGUACCUUAGUAAGCUGUCCUCGUAUUUACUGUUUCCCUGACGGUUGCAUGGCGUCACCGCAUGGUGGCGCUCUCUCAUAUAGCAGACGAUGACGACAUAGUUCAUUUCACGAUACAACUCAACUUAUAUAUAUACAAUGUAUAUAUAACACCGAUGACGUCAUUUGAGUAAAUUAUUGCAGCAUACAUUUUGGUGUAACUUUUUUUCUACUAGAAUUUUUGCACAUUUGUAAUAUUUGAAAAUGUUAUAAUAAAUGCACCCAAGUGUGAUAUAUAUAAUAAUUUUCGCGAUUGGAAAAUCACAAUGAAAUUGAUUCAGUUAGUGCUUCUAUUAUUGGCUGGUGACGCGACUAUAUUAGUUGGCGGGAUUAUUAGGUGACGUGUGUUCCACUUUAUAAAUGAAAUCAGCCUCGUUCGCAAACUGAUGGGAAGACAGAAAUACUGAGAUAGAAAAAGAGAGAAAUGAUUUUCUAUGAAACGUAGAUGUAGUUUUAGUGGACUACGUCAGUUUGGUAUUCCACGUCACGGCACCAUGUGGUAUGUGGAUUAACUUACUGCCAUGGCGUGGAACAUCUUUCUAGAAUAUCUCUUUGUUGAUAUACUGAUUAAUAAAAUACAUAAAGACUAUGGGUUAUUUAAUGUCAUUACUGU
Saccoglossus kowalevskii is the source of this 2365-nucleotide messenger RNA. RefSeq names its product cytosolic beta-glucosidase-like. Gene Ontology annotation, molecular function: hydrolase activity, hydrolyzing O-glycosyl compounds. Gene Ontology annotation, biological process: carbohydrate metabolic process. Lineage: Eukaryota; Metazoa; Hemichordata; Enteropneusta; Harrimaniidae. The record is from RefSeq and is a predicted model, not a curated record.